AUGAAUGAAUGGGAAAAAUGGCGGAAGAAUCCGGACCAGGUCAAAUUAUAUCAAUUUAUGUGGAAAGACAAUAUUCCUUUCCAUACUGUUAUGUUUCCUUGUUCAUUAUUGGGUACGGACGAAGAAUGGACUCUGUUGCAUCAUAUAACCACGACUGUAUUUGGUGACGAUGCAAAGGAUACUGAAAUACCUGUUUCUGUCUGGAGAUAUUAUUUAAUGUCAAGCCGUCCUGAAACAAGUGAUUUUAUAUUUACUUGGAAAGAAUUUAUUACUAGGCAUAAUACUGAAUUGUUGGCCAAUCUUGAAAAUUUUGUCAAUUGCGUUAUGAAAUUUGUCACUGCCAAAUAUGAUAGCACUAUCCUAUCUUGUGAUUCCGAAUCCGAACAAACACUUAUAAAGAAUAUCAAUAAUUUGUUGACAAAUAUAUUGAAGCACUAG
Messenger RNA from Cetraspora pellucida, 438 nucleotides. The record is from the annotation of a GenBank genome assembly. NCBI's taxonomy places the organism in Eukaryota, Fungi, Glomeromycota, Glomeromycetes, Diversisporales, Gigasporaceae.